AUGCUCCUUCUCCUGACGCUGUUCCUGCGGAGGCUCCAUCGACACCUCUUCGGCAUGUUCAGCUCGGACAGACUCGCGGUGCCGGUGUACGUCGCCCGGCUGCAGGGAGCCAGGAGCGGACCGGCCUGCGACCCCAGAGCCGUGUCCCCGGGCGUCAGUGCCGACGUGCGGGCGGCGCUGGACGGCUCGCUGCCCGAGCUGCGCGCCGCCAUCCGGAGGCUCAGGUGCGCCCGGGAGACGCGCGGCGCGGACGAGACGCGCGCGGCCAUCGCGGAGAUCUUCCAGCUGGUGGAGGAGGCCUGGGUCCUGCCCACCGUCGGCCGCGAGGUGGCCGAGGAGAUCUGCAACAGGAUCCGGCUGGACGGGGGCCUGGAGCUGCUGCUCCAGCUGCAGCAGACGCCGGCCGUGGAGAUCACCUACGAGUCCGCCAAGCUGCUGGAGCAGAUCCUGAUCUCGGAGAACAGAGAUUAUAUAGCUCGCAUUGGUCUGGGGGUCAUCCUCAACCUGACCCGACAGCAGGACGACGCCCAGCUGGCUCGCAGCGUCUCGGGGAUCCUGGAGCACAUGUUCAAACACACCGAGGAGACGUCCGUCCACCUCAUCUCCAACGGGGCCCUGGACACCCUCCUCUACUGGUGCCGGGGCACAGAUCUCACCGUGCUGCGACACUGCGCCGUGGCCCUGGCCAACUGUGCCAUGUACGGAGGCCACCGCUGCCAGCGAUGGAUGAUCGAGAAACAGGCGGCCGAGUGGCUCUUCCCGCUGGCUUUCUCCAAAGAGGACGAACUCAUUCGGUUCCACGCAUGCCUGGCUGUGACUGUGUUAGCCGCGAACAAAGAAAUUGAGAAGGAGGUGGUGAAAUCUGGGACCUUAGAGCUGGUGGAGCCGUUCAUUGCCUCUUUGGAUCCGGAUGACUUUGCCCGCAGUUUAUUGGACAGUGCCGACUGCAUGCAGGGCAGGACGGCGUCUGAUCUGCAGCACCUCUUGCCCUUACUGGAUGGCACAAGGGUGGAGGGAAAGUGCAUUGCAGCCUUUUACCUUUGUGUUGAGAGUAGCAUUAAGUCCCGUCAGCGCAACACAAAGAUAUUUCAAGAGAUUGGAGCAGUGCAGAGCCUAAAAAGAAUCGCCAUGUACUCCAGUAAUGGCACAGCCUGUGCCCUCUCCAAGCGGGCCCUGAGCAUGAUGGGAGAGGGAGUGCCGAGACGUAUCCUGUCAUGUGUUCCAAACUGGAAGACCUGUGAGGUGCAGACGUGGCUGCAGCAAGUUGGCUUCAGUAGCUACUGCGGCCGUUUCAAGGAGCUGGAGGUGGACGGAGACCUGCUGCUGAACAUCACUGACCCGGAUCUGAGCAUUGAUCUGGGCAUGACUCCGGGCCUCACUCGAAAAAGAUUCCUGAGAGACCUGCGUGUGUUGAAGACAUAUGCCAACUACUCAACAUGUGACCCACACAACAUGGCUGACUGGUUAGUUGAGGUGGACCCCCGCUUCCGUCAGUACACCUACAGCCUGGUCCAGUCUGGAGUGGAUCGCAACAACGUCCAGAACCUGACCGAUCAGAUGCUUGAGCACGACUGCCACAUCGAUAACGGAGUCCACAGGGCCAAGAUACUGUCCGCUAGCCGCAGGCCUUUAAAACCCAGCCACACCGACGCCCAGCCCGCAGGGCCCGACGUGUUCAUAAGCUACCGCCGGACCACCGGCUCCCAGCUGGCCAGUCUACUGAAGGUUCACCUGCAGGUCCGAGGAUACAGCGUCUUCAUAGAUGUGGAGAAGCUGGAGGCCGGUAAAUUCGAGGACAAGCUGAUUCAGAGCGUACAGCGAGCACGCAACUUCAUCCUGGUCCUGUCCGCCAACGCGCUCGACAAGUGCAUGGGUGACAUGGCCAUGAAGGAUUGGGUGCACAAGGAGAUUGUCACAGCCAUGGCUGGUAAGAAGAACAUAGUUCCUGUUACAGAUAAUUUCAUGUGGCCUGACCCCAUGUCUCUGCCAGAGGACAUGAGGGCAAUUCUCAACUUCAACGGCAUCAAGUGGUCUCAUGAAUAUCAGGAGGCCACGAUCGAGAAGAUCCUCCGCUUUAUUAAGGGACGCCCGGACCAAAUCGACGGCCCAGACGCCUCCAAAGAGCAGAAAAAGAAGUAAAAGUGACUCUUCGCUAUAUUAACUUUCGAUGGUGCCAAAUUCCACAUGGCCUAUGGUGAACUGGCCGGCAGCUUCGCCUGCUCUGCCCCAACGCAUGUGAAGUGAAUUUGAUUGCCUAAGUUAAAAUGCUCACAUAAUGACCUAAUAUAUUGCAAACGAUAAAUGGAUUUUAAUAACCAAUCACAGAUUGUAUAUAGUAAACUCUAAGCCUUUAAUGUUAGUAUCCUCACACUGCUGUAUACGUAUAAUCAGGUAGGCCUUCCGUCUCUCAGGAAAACCACUGUGAUAGAUCAGCUGUCACUGGCCCGCAGCAAAAUCAACAUCCACUGACACAUCAGUCUUCGUAAAACCUAAAAGGGAAUCAUCUUUCGUUUAUACUAAACAUUCAUAGGACCAAAGCAGGUCGCCGUCUUAACUGACAUGUGUGUAAUGUUUGGGUUGUGGCAGAAAAGAAACCCAUCCAAAGCAUCCAAUUGAUUUCAUGAUGAGAGUAUCCACAGGGGCCGUGAUCUAAGCUGGAGGCACUUUGUACAAUACUAUGAGCUACAUGCUGUAUAACUGCAUGCCUAAUCUAACCAAACAGGCUAAAAACAUGCAUAUGGUAUUAAAGUUUUCCUUCCUUCUGUAAAAGUGGAUAAAAUCUUUCCUUUGAAUUGACGUACAUGAACUCACAGUACAAUUAAAUUGGUAGCUCCUUGAUGUUUUAUCUGCCAGUGUUAAGUCUGUUGAGUGAAGAUCUGGCCGCUUUUGCGGUUGAUAUUUCAUCCUUGUUCCCACCAACAAAACGAAAUCAAGCAAUAUCAUACACUUAGGUCUGUGAAAAUAUAAAAGAUAAGCGGCAAAUAUCUUGUUGUAGAUCAACUUCCUGCUUUGAUGAUGCUGAAAUAAAUACUUGAUGAAACAUGUAACAUCUUGCAAAUCAACCAAAGUCAUGAAGAUUUGUUGGUCACAUUUUGUUCUAAAGAUAUUACAUUAACUUACGUUCUGCAGGGAUUUCAUGUACUGCUCUUGCCUUAAUAUUGUUUGCCUUUGAGGUCCUAACCAUCUAUUAAAAAUACUCAGUUUAUACUGGA
This is a messenger RNA of Scophthalmus maximus (turbot), 3212 nucleotides long. RefSeq names its product sterile alpha and TIR motif containing 1 (gene sarm1). Gene Ontology annotation, biological process: signal transduction; response to axon injury; negative regulation of MyD88-independent toll-like receptor signaling pathway. Bases 1 to 2139 code for a protein of 712 amino acids. The record is from RefSeq and is a predicted model, not a curated record. The transcript has 8 exons. Gene Ontology annotation, molecular function: NAD+ nucleosidase activity; signaling adaptor activity; protein binding. Lineage: Eukaryota; Metazoa; Chordata; Actinopteri; Pleuronectiformes; Scophthalmidae. Gene Ontology annotation, cellular component: dendrite.